UCGGCUAAUUUGACCAUACCUCUGUUUAGUUCCGGUGAAGGCCACACAAGUCGACAGUCCAACUCAUACAAUCCAAUAUUCCAAAACGUAUUUUUUCCCCAAAAAACGAAUUGCCGUCCAUGGUAGCUACAUAGAUAGGCCGUAAUCUGACAUCACAACUGAGCCUGCACAGCUCCAACAAGGCUUGAGUUCUUGCGCGUGCCCAUUGUCGACAUCAGAGUGGAGGUCGAAGAGCUGAUGAACGAAGCUUAGAUCAGGAGAAAUCUGAGAAAAUGGUUCGCGUUUGUGCCUUUCCAAAUUGCGGCAACAAAAUGAAGAGAUAUUUGUGCUUGAGCUUUCACCGUCUACCCUACCGCAACCGGGAGACUUUAAAUUUGUGGCUGGUUGCACUUCAGCUCGAUGUGAAAACUCCCUUGCGAACAUUACGUGAGAGAGAUUAUCGGGUUUGCAGCGAACAUUUUGAUGAGGACGAAUACACCGAAAAGAGCGUUAAGUCUCGGUAUCUGAAGGCAAAUGCCAUUCCAAAAGCGAAAAGACCAGCUGCAGACACAUUGCAGCUGCAUGACGCCUGGGCAGUAAUGGGCAGAUCACCUGGCCAGGUCAGAAGCACAGGCAUACAAGCAAAUGUCCCAGAGACAUGCACUGCAACCAUUGAGAAACCAACUCUGCAGCACAUUGUGGAUGAGGAGGCUAUUCUGCAGCUGAUGAAGAACUGUCCGAACAAGGUGUCUGUAAAUGCCAAGGCUCAGUCCUCACAGCUUAAUAAUACAAGUUUUUCUGAAUCCUUGGUCUCAGUCACAUGACCCAUUAGGCAUCUGAAGAGCCCAAUGUAAAAUCUGUCUUUUGAGUCUGAGAUUGGGCAUGAGCCCAGUUUAAGAUGUGCCUUAAGGUGGAUCAUUAUGCAGUUGGAAAUGCUUGUUGAUGACAAACAAUUCUGUAAAGGUUUAUGUUGAGUUGAAGCUUCAGUCCAAAGUAAUAACGUUGAACUUGCUAACAAGGAACUCAAUUAGAGUAAAGUAGUAAAAGAGGGGAUAAGCAUAGUUUUGUUUGCUAGUCUGUAGUGAAAAAUUCUGCACUGAUGUGGUAAGGUGCCAUUGUGUUGUGAAAAAAAGCCUUUUGAAUACUAAUAAUUAUAUUAUCUAGAAAAAAUAACAAAGAUCCAUGUGGUAAAUAUACAACUCUUAACCUACUUGAUGGAGCUUUCCUGGGGGCCACCUGUCUUCUCCGUCCUGGUGUGGUUUGGGAGUUACGUUGUGACCUAUGCGGGGCCUUCGUUCUAGCUAGGGACAGUCUGGGGACUUCGGAAACAUCCCUUAGUAUGGCCUCUCUGUACUGUCGCUCCUACACACACACACACACACAAGCCAAAGGCACUUAGUAAUUCACAAUAUUUUCCAAUUUCCCCAUCUUCCUCCAAGAUUAAGGCUUAUUUGUCGAGACAAAUUUCUGCUUUAAUAAGAAACAGGGAUGUGAUGUAGAAAAAGUUUUCAUAGAGUCCUUAUUGUAUUCGUACUACGGACUUACAGCUUUCUGAGCUUUAAGGCGGGCAAUGUCUAGAUCUGCUUGCUCUUUGUCUUCAUAUCUUCUUAGCUCCUUCUCAUAGGCCUUUUUCUCCAAAUACUGAAAGAGAGAGACUUGUUUAUUACUUCAUAGGUACAUGACAUGCGGACACAAUGAUGAAUAAAACCAAAGCAGCAGCAAAUUAAAUUAAUCUGAACAAAUAUUUUUAACUGACAUUGUAAUUUGAGUGAUGAAAGAGAAAUAGCUGACAAGCAAGCAAGCAAAUACACAAUGUCUUGACUUAUUUUUACUUGUUUAAAAUGUACAACCCAUGUUAAAUCCAGGUGAAAUAAAACUGAGAAACAAAUUAAGUUAAAAUUAAUUAGCUAGCACACAGGACAUUGGCUGACUUUAACAUACAGAAAUCAAUUACUUCAGCUUUAAAUCAAAGAUGUUUUUGACAGUGAAGGUUUUGCAUGUUUUUGAACUUCAUUUACAUUUACAGGCAGUUUCAGACCGACACAUAACUACUCAUCUUAGUCUUGAUUGUCCCUAAAUUACUGCUAAAAAUCCUUUCGGUCCAGCUUCAAUGUAACAUUUACAUAUAUUGAGCAUAAUGCAAAUUACAGCUAGCUUGGACAUUGUCAGUAUAUUUUAAACAGUGCAUUUAAAGGGAAAACACUAAAAAAAAAAAAAAAAACUAUGGUAAUACCUUGGUAUGUUUUCUGUGAGAUGGUCUGUGGUGUAGUUCUCCUCGCCAUGAAUGAUCAGAAGCUGCCAGGUUAGAUUGUCUCCCAUCAUCCAGACUCAUUGCCUCUGCCAUGGCAUCUUCCAACUGUCCCUGCACGGAGCGAUGGUCCCUUGGAGGGGAGGGGGAUAAGGAGCGUGUCCUGUUGGUGGAUUCAGCGUCAGACGUUCCUGGAACUAAUACAUUUUGCAUUUUUUUUAUUAUUAUCAACGGGUCUUCAAAGAUAAUGAAUGUCGUAACUGUGGGUUUACUUAGCCAUAAUUUGUAUUUACCCGUGUGUUGUCUGGGAGUCCUGCGACACUCCAUGAUGCUGUCACUGUGGUGGGACUGCUUGUCCUCUUCUCUGACUUCACUGGACUCUCCACUUUCACCUAGAACUCGUUUGAGCAUCUACGGAAAUUCAACAUCACUCAUUGUUGCGAGCAUAAACGGUAUAAUAGACAAAU
Etheostoma spectabile (orangethroat darter) is the source of this 2694-nucleotide messenger RNA. Its product is annotated as THAP domain-containing protein 4. Gene Ontology annotation, molecular function: DNA-binding transcription factor activity; RNA polymerase II cis-regulatory region sequence-specific DNA binding. The record is from RefSeq and is a predicted model, not a curated record. The transcript has 5 exons. Gene Ontology annotation, cellular component: nucleus. Lineage: Eukaryota; Metazoa; Chordata; Actinopteri; Perciformes; Percidae. Bases 273 to 803 code for a protein of 176 amino acids. Gene Ontology annotation, biological process: regulation of transcription by RNA polymerase II.